AUGGCGUUGCUCUGGGUGAUCUUAUGUCCCAGUACCCCAGGGUCAUGGGCAUGGUGCCUGUUGGUGCGGAUUCUGCAGACAGGCCACAACCGGGGUACAGACUAUAAGAGCUCCAGAGAGGGGAAAGGAGGGACCUUGCUGCGAUCCCGCCCCUUGGCCCGCCAAGCCUCCAAAACGCGGCAGUCUGUGGCCCCGGAGCGCGUUUCUGGGGCUGGAAUAAGUAAGACCCCCGCCCGCCUCCCAGCCCCGAGGGUUCCCGCAGCGAGGUCAGGGCGCCCAGAAGCCGAAAGCAGGAAUCACCCUCGCCAGCUUCCCCAACCCACCCUGAGGCUCCACGAGUCCAUCCAGCCCUUGCUAGGUCUACAGCGACUUGGCUCUGCGCUUGAAACAACAGCCAGAUCCUUAAGGAGCAAAAAGCUCUUCUCCCUUCUCCUCCCUGCCCGCGGAGUCCCUCAGCCUUCUCUCCGCUGCCCAGUUCCCGCGGGCUCUGGGAGACUCGGGCUGCAGGGCCCCGCCUACACAGGAACGGUGUCAGUGAGCAACGCCAUCCUGCGCUACAUUGCCCGCAAGCACAACCUGUGUGGGGAGACAGAAGAGGAGAAGAUUCUUGUGGACAUUUUGGAGAACCAGCUUAUGGACAGCCGCAUGGAGAUGGUCAGACUCUGCUUUGACCCAAAUUUUGAGAAACUGAAGCCAAAAUACUUGGAGGAACUCCCUGAAAAGCUAAAGCUCUACUCACAGUUUCUGGGGAAGCGGCCAUGGUUUACAGGAGACAAGAUCACCUUUGUGGAUUUCCUCGCCUAUGAUGUCCUUGACAUGAGGCGUAUAGUGGAGCCCGGCUGCCUGGACGCCUUCCCAAACCUGAAGGACUUCAUCUCCCGCUUUGAGGUGAUGCCCCCAUCCUCCUUUCUCUUUGAUGCCCCUUGUUCCUUCCCCUCCUUUGAGAUGCUUUCCCAGUCCUGGAGCUACACAAAGAAUAACUUGCAUUUAUUGAGUGCUGGCUUUAUGCCAGGAACUGUGCCCAGCACACUGUACCUAUUGUGUGGAAUUUGAACUUUACAACAUUCCUACAGGGUGACAGAAUUAUCUUGCCUGUUUUAGAGACAAGGAAACUGAGAAUGAGAGGGUCAGGCCUUUGCUCCAGGCCUCAGAGCCAGUGGAGACUGUGCUGGGCUCCCUGUGAGCCUCUGGAUCUAUGGGUGGCAGUCAGGGCUGUCCCUUUUGUGACAAACGAAAAACUCCUCAGGCCUCAUCCAGCCUGGGUUUCACCGCCCAGGACGCUUUGGAAGAGGCAGAGCACUUCAGGAGUGCGGAUGCAGCUGGCAAUAGUAGGACUGACACACGGUGGCAUUGAUGUCGAGUACGAAACCCACAGGCAGUAUUCGUAGCUACCCCCAGAAGCUUUGCAUGGUCGGACCCCCAUGUGAGAA
Cercocebus atys (sooty mangabey) is the source of this 1430-nucleotide messenger RNA. RefSeq lists its product as uncharacterized. Gene Ontology annotation, molecular function: glutathione transferase activity. The coding region runs from base 1 to 1053 and encodes 350 amino acids. The transcript has 7 exons. Gene Ontology annotation, biological process: glutathione metabolic process. The record is from RefSeq and is a predicted model, not a curated record. NCBI's taxonomy places the organism in Eukaryota, Metazoa, Chordata, Mammalia, Primates, Cercopithecidae.